Metarhizium album ARSEF 1941 is the source of this 1701-nucleotide messenger RNA. Its product is annotated as Major facilitator superfamily domain, general substrate transporter. The record is from RefSeq and is a predicted model, not a curated record. The coding region runs from base 1 to 1701 and encodes 566 amino acids. Gene Ontology annotation, biological process: transmembrane transport. The transcript has 2 exons. Gene Ontology annotation, molecular function: transmembrane transporter activity. Lineage: Eukaryota; Fungi; Ascomycota; Sordariomycetes; Hypocreales; Clavicipitaceae.
AUGUCGCUUCUUGACGAAAAGGCCGCCGGCCUCGACCAUGACGAAGGGCCAACCAAGGACGCCAAGCUUCAGAGCUCGGCGACCGAACCAGAUGUCGAGGCUUCUCAGACGCGGCGCCCUGGCUACGACCCCGAGGCCGAAGCCAACUAUCGGCCCAAAACUUUGAAAUUCUGGCUCGUCGUCCUGUCCAUCUUCGUGCCCAUGUUUCUCGUGGCUCUAGAUCGAACCAUUCUGGCGACUGCCAUCCCUCGCAUCACAGACGAGUUCGGUAGUCUGGGGGAUAUUGGGUGGUAUGGCUCAGCGUACUUGUUGACAACAGCGGCGUGCCAGCUGCUGUUUGGCCGAAUAUACAAGUUCUACAGCACGCGGUGGACGUUCCUCAUCGCCAUUGUCAUCUUCGAAGUUGGCUCGGCCUUGUGCGGUGCCGCGCCCAGCUCCCCCGCCUUCGUCGCCGGCCGCGCCAUCGCCGGCGUAGGUGCGGCGGGCAUCUGGACCGGUUCCAUGAUGGCCAUCAUCCCCAUGGUGCCUCUUCACAAAAGGCCCAUGUUCCAGGGUCUUUUCGGCAUGGUGUUUGGCGUCUCCUCCGUCGUCGGACCUCUGAUGGGCGGUGCCUUUACGGAACGAGCGUCUUGGCGGUGGUGUUUCUACUUGAACCUGCCCGUCGGAGCCGUGGCGUUUUCAUUGUUGUGCCUGUUCAUGCACCCUGCCGACGCCAAGGUUGAGCCGGCGACGAUGAAGCAGCAGAUAAUGCGUCUUGAUCCUCUGGGAACCUUUUUCUUUGUGCCCUGUGUCGUCUGUCUGCUCCUGGCGCUGCAAUGGGGUGGAUCGACGUAUGCCUGGGAUAGCUGGCGCAUUAUUUUGCUCUUGGUCAUGUUUGGCUUGGCUGGUAUUGCGUUUGCAAUGGUUCAGACCAAGAUGCCCACGUCAGCAACGUUGCCCUUGAGGCUUAUCAAACAGAGGACCAUGCUGGCCGGAACGGUCAACACGCUCUUCCUAGCUGGCGGCAUGAUGCUGGUGGUUUAUUACCUACCACUGUGGUUCCAAGCAACAAAGGGUGUAGAUGCAGUAAAAUCAGGCAUCUGCACCCUCCUCCUGGUUCUAAGCCUCGUCAUCGCGUCCAUCGUUUCCGGUGCGGGAACCCAAAAAAUCGGCUACUACACGCCCUUCAUGAUAAUGUGCCCUUGCAUCGCUGCCAUUGGCGAGGGCCUCCUCACCACAUUGACCCCCGCGACCGGGUCAAGCCGCUGGAUCGCGUUCCAAUUCCUCACGGGCUUCGGCGUCGGUCUGGGCAUGCAGUCUGUUGGUCUGGCCGUGCAAGCCACGCUCCCCAAGGAAGACGUUUCCACUGGCGUUGCCAUCACCUUCUUUGCUCAGCAGCUCGGCGGCGCCAUCUUCGUGGCUGUCGGCCAGACCAUUCUGUCGAGUGUGCUGGUGAACCAGUUGAGCGGCUUGCCUGGAUUCGAUGCCGUGCCCAUUGUCAAGACGGGCGCCACCGAGCUGCGACACGUCGUGCCCUCGCACUUCUUGGACAGAGUGAUGGACGCCUACAAUCUUGCCAUUACGCGUAUAUUUUACUGCGCCUUGGCUCUGGCUCUGGCCCAACUGUUUUCUGCGCUGUUCGUCGAGUGGCGGAGCAUCAAGAAGCCAAGGGAGGCAGAAGCUGCAGGGACGGAAGCUGGACAAGAGGCAUUGGGCGACUAA